This is a messenger RNA of Lottia gigantea (owl limpet), 2169 nucleotides long. RefSeq lists its product as hypothetical. The coding region runs from base 1 to 2169 and encodes 722 amino acids. The record is from RefSeq and is a predicted model, not a curated record. The transcript has 22 exons. Lineage: Eukaryota; Metazoa; Mollusca; Gastropoda; Lottiidae.
AUGGCGGACCGAAGUUCAACUCGUGAAAUCACUCAUUAUUUAAAUGUAGAAAAUGCAAAAAUAAUUGCAUUUUUAAUGGUUGCAGGAUUUGUUAUGUAUCACAGCAUCAUUCAUCUAAAAUAUGGAAAUGAUUCCUGUAAAUGGUUAAUGAGUGAUGGAAGAUUUCCAGGAUACCAUACCUGGCAACCAUAUGGCUGCAUGACUCAUAAAUAUACUAAAUCCGAUGCAAGAAUGUGUAUGCACUAUUUAUCCUACUGGGGUGGGAGAAAUCACAUAGUAUUCCUGGGAGAUUCUAGAAUUCGUCAACUCUAUUUCGAUUUUGUUAAUCUAAUCAACCGUUGGAGUAUUAAGUUAAAUAAUGGAAGUAAAGAAGCUCUAAACAAUUUUGAAGUUAACCUAACUACCAUUCAACCUUUGAUUAAAAAACUCAAAGAUUCUACUAAGGUUCUUUGGCUUUUACAAGACCCUGUUGAUGAGUUAAAAUUAAAUGUGAAUAGAUCAGCCAUAACUAAUGAACAAAUAGAUGAUUAUAAUAAAGUAUCUAUUGAUAUUUUAGAAAAUAGUCCAGCUAUGGUGUGGAGCUCAUCCAGAUUAGUAGCUCAGGGUAUGAAGAAAGAGUCUCCAGAUGGUCUUCAUAUAUCACAAUCAGCUUUAGAAUUAGAUAGCCAGAUAUUAAUCAAUAUGUACUGUAAUAAUGAUAUGAAUCAUAAUGAUGGAACAUGUUGUAAUACACCAGAAACCACCACACCAUUACAGAUUGUUACCUUCUCAGUUUUACUUGUUUGUAUUGUGUCUGCUAUAGCAUUGUUUCUGGUAUUGUCAAGAUUGAUGGUGUGUUUCUUGCUACAUUCCUCUAUGAUAUAUACAGAAAAUGCUUCUGAAAUUUUUACAUCAUUAGCUAAAUUAGCAAUUAUUAUGUUUUACUUUUACCUCUGUGAUAGAACAAAUUUUUUCAUGAAAGAAAAUAAGUAUUAUACUCAUGUUAAUUUCUUCCUACCAUUUGCCUAUGUUAUGAUAUUAGGCUUCUUCUUUACUGAAAAUACUGAACAAACUGCUUUGUUACAUAGAGAUCAAACUGAUGAAUGGAAAGGCUGGAUGCAGCUAGUUAUAUUAAUUUAUCAUUUAACAGGAGCUAGCAAGGUCCUACCUAUCUAUAUGCAUAUCCGUGUUUUAGUCUCCUCAUAUUUAUUUUUAACUGGUUUUGGUCAUUUUACUUACUUUUGGACCAAAGGGGAAUACAGUUUAUUUAGGUUUUGUCAGGUUUUAUUCAGGUUAAAUUUGUUGGUUAUUUGUUUAUGUUUUGUGAUGAAUCGUCCCUACCAGUUUUAUUAUUUUGUACCCUUAGUAUCUUAUUGGUUUCUUAUUAUGUAUAUUACUAUGGCAAUUUGGCCACAUCUUACCAAAACAUCAGCUGAAACAAAUACUUUACAUUAUAUUUAUAUGAUAGUCAAGUUUAUAAUAUUGGCCACUUGUAUCUGUUUAUUUUAUUUAUCAGAGGUAUUUUUUGAAAAAGUAUUUUUAACACGUCCAUUUAAAGGAUUAUUUGUAACGUCAGAUGAUUCUAUACAUGAAUGGAGAUUCAGAUGGCAACUUGAUAGAUUUAGUGUAUUAUAUGGUAUGAUAUUUGCCUUUGCUCAUCAGUUAUUAUUAAAAUAUAAAAUAGUCAGUGAUACAAGUACAGGAGAUUUAUUUUCUAAACCGAUAUCAACUAUUGUCAUGGCGAUUGGUGUAGCUGGUAUCGCGGGUUAUACCAUAUUCUCCUGUUUCUGUAGAAAUAAACUAGAAUGUAAUGAAUUCCAUUCCUAUCUUACCUUUUUACCUAUUAUUUCAUAUAUUGUACUGCGUAAUGUACCUGGCUGGUUACGAACUCGAUACAGUUCAUUCUUUGCCUGGUUUGGUAGAAUAUCUCUUGAACUAUUUAUUGUACAAUACCAUAUAUGGUUAGCAGCAGACACACAUGGUGUUCUGGUCUUAAUACCCAGUUAUCCAGUCUUAAAUGUUAUCAUAACUUCUUUUAUAUUUAUAUGUGUCAGUCAUGAGAUGUCUAAAAUAACUAAUGUACUUGUGAAAUAUGCUGUGCCUUCAGAUUGGAAAUCUUUAUUACGAAACCUUAUACUAUUCAUUGCAAUAUUGUUACCAAUUGGUAUCACGAAUGGUAUGUUUUCCUAG